UUUUCCGCUCGUGAGUAGCUUGUUUUGCGCGCAAGAAUAUUGACCCAAAUCUGACUCCAUAAUAUGUCCCUCUCAAGUGUAGUACAACUAAAAUUGCCCUAAAAUAUCUGUAAAUGUCUUCAGAGUAAUACAGACCAAAUCUAAACACCGAGAAGUAAGAAAUAAUCAACAUUUAUCAAUUAUGAUAAACACAUCUUGCGCUUGUUUUUUGCAUGAAGUAACUUCAGAUAUAUUCCUCAUGCUGUUGAGUAUAUUGUUUAUUCCCACUGGUCACUCCUCACCCUGUGAAAACAUGUUGCACUGUUUAUUCUGAAAAAUCACCAGCUCGUUUUGAAGAUAUCAUCUUCUCUUAUUGAUCACAAAUCUUCACCAAACCCUGCCAGUUCCUUCUCUUGCAACGCUCAACUUUGAUCUGAUCUGUUUAUCAGAGACAGCUCACACCUCAGGGUUCUGCCUUUAUUUGGAUUGUUCACACUUAGCUCAGCAGCAACCUGACCGCAGAGGGAACAGAGAGGACACUGACAAGCACACACUCUUAUUAUCAAUACUGUCCCUACUCAAAAAAGCCAAACAUUUGUGACAUGUCACUAGAGCCGAGAUGAGCUCAGUGACAUGGAUGCAUGAGGUGAUUUUAUAUAGUGAAGAUAUAGACCUCUGACAAUUGGGAAAAGUAAAGCUUGUACUGGUUACAUUUCCCCAAAUCAUAGGCUAUUAGUAGUAUGAUCCACUUUUUCUCAUUAACUUAUUGUUCUCUGAAGUCUUAUUAUAGUUUCUGUUUCUGGAAGGUUACAUAAAGGGUUAAACAAAGGGAGGAGCUGCAGACAGGGCGGCAUGUUGAAAGUGAGAAAGUGAGUCAGACUGCCAGAUGCCAUUUUACACUUCAACAGAGCAGUAGGACAACAGGACGGGAGAAGAUGAGUGAUUUAAAAGAUGAGAAAGAGGACACAUCUCUGAAGAGUGACGGGUCUAAAGAGGAACCUCGAGACUUCAGUGAUGAACCUGGACCCUCAGACAGGAAAGAGAAGAGAACAAGUCCUGUUCCUGUGGAGAAGCAGCUUUCCAGCUGUGCUCUGUGUCAGGAGGUACUGAAGGAUCCAGUCUCUACCAGCUGUGGACACUGGUUCUGCAGACAGUGCAUCACCUCAUACUGGGAGCAGCGACCUCCAUCAGGAGACUCCUCCUGUCCCCAGUGUGGGAAAAGAUCCAGAACCAGAGCUGGACUGCAGACAGCUAGUCAGACCAGCUCUGUACGAGCAGAUAGUGGUCUGCAGGAGGUGUUAGAUGAACAUAGGCUCAGUCUGAGGAGGAGAUGUGAACGUGUGACUGAAGGAACUGAUGAAAGUGAAACCCUCCUCAACAGGAUCUUCACUGAGCUCUACAUCACACAAGGCCUGAGUGAAGAGGUUAAUACCCAGCAUGAGGUGAGGCAGCUGGAGACAGCUUCCAAGAAAGAGACCCUCCAUGACACUCCAAUCAAGUGCAGGGACAUAUUUAAAGCCUUACCUGACCAGCAGACUCUCAUCAGAGCGGUCCUGACCAAUGGAGUCGCUGGUGUUGGAAAAACCUUCUCAGUGCAGAAGUUCACUCUGGACUGGGCCGAGGGUUUGGGAAACCAAGAUGUCAGUCUGGUGAUCCCGCUCUCCUUCAGGGAGCUGAACCUGAUCAAAGGAGAGCAGUACAGUCUUCUCAGGCUGCUCCAUGUUUUCCAUCCAACCUUACAGAAGGUCACAGCCGUGCAGCUGGCUGUCUGCAAAGUGCUGUUCAUCUUUGACGGCCUGGAUGAAAGCAGACUUUCUCUGGACUUCAGAAACAAUGAGGUUGUGUCUGAUGUCUCACAGCAGUCCUCAGUCAACGUGCUGCUGACAAACCUCAUCAGAGGGAAGCUGCUUCCCUCGGCUCUCGUCUGGAUAACUUCCCGACCUGCAGCGUCCAAUCAGAUCCCUCCUGAGUGUGUGCACAGGGUAACAGAAGUACGAGGCUUCACUGACGCCCAGAAGGAGGAGUACUUCAGGAGGAGAUCGAGUGAUGAAGACCUGUCCAGCAGAAUCAUCUCUCACAUCAAGAGCUCCAGGAGCCUCCACAUCAUGUGUCUGAUCCCAGUCUUCUGCUGGAUCACUGCUGCAGUUCUGGACCACAUGUUGACUACAGACCAGAGAGGAGAGCUGCCCCAGACCCUCACUGACAUGUACUCAUACUUCCUGCUGGUCCAGACCAAGAGGAAGAAGCAGAAGUAUGAUAAGGGACAUGAGACGAGUCCACAGCGGCUGACGGAGACUGACUGGGAGGUUCUUCUGAAGCUGGGGAGGCUGGCGUUUGAACAUCUGGAGAAAGGAGACAUCAUGUUCUACCAAGAAGACCUGGAGCGCUGUGGUCUUGAUGUCACCGAGGCCUUGGUGCACUCAGGAGUUUGUACACAGAUCUUCAAAAGAGAGAGUGUGAUCUUCCAGAAAACAGUCUACUGCUUUGUUCAUCUGAGCAUUCAGGAGUUUAUGGCUGCAGUCUACUUGCUGCACUGUUACACCAACAGAGACACAGCGGUACUGAAGGACUUCCUGCAGGGAGAAUAUGGCAACAGUAGAUAUCAGGAUUACCCAACCCUGCCUGUCUUCCUGAAGGGAGCCAUGCAGAAAUCCCUCAGAAGUCCAAAUGGCCACCUAGACCUGUUUGUCCGCUUUCUCCACGGCCUCUCUCUGGAGUCCAACCAGAGGCUGUUAGGGGGCCUGCUGGGUCGCACAGACAACAGACCAGAAACCAUCCAGAGAGCCAUCAGCAACCUGAAGGAGAUGAGCAGUUCUUCAAUCUCUCCUGACAGGAGCAUCAACAUCUUCCACUGUCUGACAGAGAUGAAGGACCACUCAGUACAUCAGGAGAUCACAGAGUUCCUGAAGUCAGAGAACAGAUCAGAGAAGGAACUAUCUGUGAUCCACUGCUCAGCUCUGGCCUACAUGCUGCAGAUGUCAGAGGAGGUUCUGGAGGAGUUUGACCUGAAGAAGUACAAAACAUCAGAGGAGGGACGACGGAGACUGAUUCCAGCUGUGAGGAACUGCAGGAAGGCCAAACUUACUGGCUGUGGACUUUCAGAGAUUGAAUGUGAAGUUGUGGCCUCAGCUCUGAAGUCUGACCCCUCCCAUCUGAGAGAUCUGGACCUGAGUGACAACAAGCUGCAGGAUGCAGGAGUGGAGCUGAGUUCUGGACUGAAGAGUCCAAACUGCAGACUGGAGACUCUCAUAAUGAGUGGCUGCAGGUUGUCAGAGAAAAGCUGUGGUGCUCUGGUCUCAGCUCUGAAGUCCAACCCCUCCCAUCUGAGAGAUCUGGACCUGAGUUACAACGAUCUGCAGGAUUCAGGAGUGGAGCUGCUGAGAGAUCUUCUGGAGAGUCCAGACUGCAGACUGAAGACUCUCAGUCUGAGGCACUGCAGUUUGUCAGAGAUCAGCUGUGCUGCUCUGGCCUCAGCUCUGAAGUCCAACCCCUCCCAUCUGAGAGAUCUGGACCUGCGUUACAACGAUCUGAGGGAUUCAGGAGUGAAGCUGCUGAGUGAUUUUCUGGAGAGUCCAGACUGCAGACUGAAGACUCUCAGACUGAUAUGCUGCAGGUUGUCAGAGAUCAGCUGUGCUGCUCUGGUCUCAGCUCUGAAGUCCAACCCCUCCCAUCUGAGAGAUCUGGACCUGAGUUACAACGAUCUGAAGGAUUCAGGAGUGAAGCUGCUGAGAGAUCUUCUGGAGAGUCCAGACUGCAGACUGGAGACUCUCAGGAUCAAUAACGAGACGAUCAGAGCCAAGAUCCAGAAGAACUGUGACUCCAAUGUGGAACAGGAAGUGAAGACUGACAGAAAGGCUCCUGAAUCCUUCUCACCUGAACACACAACUGGAUCUUCAUACAGCUUCAGGUGUCCUGGUCCAGGUGUGUUCCAGUGUGCUUCGACUGGCCUGGUGUUCGUCAUGGUUCAGGAGGCAGAGCUUCUGUACAGGACGGUCCCUUGGGAUGAGAUCUUCCUCCAAUCAGCUGGCAAGAAGGCAGCAGGGCCGCUGUUCGACGUGAAGAGUUCUGAUGAAGCUGCCGUCUGCCAGCUCCACCUGCCACACAGUGAGACAGAGGAUGCGCUGCUCCUGGACGGCCUGUUGUCUGUCGUCCACAUCACUGAUGAAGGCCUGAGCAUCUUGGAGCCGCUGGAGGUUACACACACUCACGUGGUGGUGAAGGUGCCUCACCUCUCUCGCUUUGGCCUUAUCAUCGAUAAAUUGAAAAGGCUUCUAAAGUGGCGGAUAAAGGGCCAAAUUCUGGUGUUUCUACGAACCCCGUCCGGAGAGGAGCAAACACUGGAUGUACAUCUGCUGCAGAACAACGUCCAUGUGGAGGAGGUUGCUGACAAACACAAACGUGCUGUGCACAUCACAAACUCCUCCGACUGUGAGCUGGACAUUGAUCACAGUUACAGUGUGCACUGUGAACCUGAGGGCUUCUAUAUACAGCCUGAGAGUAAAACAUUUGAUUCCAGGUUUGGACCAAAUUACCAUCCGACAUUUCAAGUUUCCCUGACGACGACAACAGAGAGAGUGGUUUUGAAGGUCCAGGACCAAGAUGGAAAUGAAAUCUGGUAUUGUCGCGCGUCACUGGAAGGUCCAAGGCGUGAAUUGUCCCAGAGAAAUGUCCCAGCAGAGGGCAGAGUCCCAGCAGAGGGCAGAGUCCCAGCAGACCAGUGGCUGCGCUCAGUUCGGACAGAGUUCAUUCAAAGAGUGACUCCAACUGUCCUGAAGGAUCUUCUGGAUAAACUCUUUGAGUCUGGAGUUAUCACUGAUUCUGAAAUGACGUCAGCCAGAACCAAACCCCAAAAUGACGGAGCACGAGAGGUGUUGGAUGCGAUACGAAAUAAAGGAGCUCCAGCCUGCAGGGUUCUGAUCAAUGCUCUCCGUGAGCUGGACCCGUAUCUUUACGUAAUGCUCGACUCGAGCUGAAGCAAAACCUUGUGGAGUGUGUGUGACAGUUGAAGUCUAGUCCUGUGUUUUGUUACCUUUAACUAUUUUCCCCUUGUCCUUGAAGGUAACACAGAUUCUGAGUGAAUGCUAUUGCCUUCUCUUGUUUCUCCUGGACUCCAGCUACCCGGGCUUGUUCUUAUUUUACCGAUAUUUUUUAUUUUACCAUAAUAUUUUAUAUUUAUAUUUAUACAGGGUAAUAUGGAUUUUUUAAAUACAUUUUUCAGGGUGGACCUCUCCAGGAAUUAGGCAAUGAGUUUUCAGCCUAGUUUUUAUUAAUCUGAAUGGCUCAAAUGUAAAUAAUUUGUUAAGUAUUUCACAACUUAAAGGUGGGGUAGGUAAGUUUGAGAAACCGGCUCGAGAUACACUUUUUGUUAUAUUCAAUGGAAUGCUCUUAACAUCCAUAAAAAAUGUCAUCUGUGAAAGCCGUAGUGCUGUAAAAAGCAC
Gymnodraco acuticeps is the source of this 5417-nucleotide messenger RNA. Its product is annotated as NACHT, LRR and PYD domains-containing protein 14-like. The transcript is spliced from 16 exons. Bases 915 to 4952 code for a protein of 1345 amino acids. Gene Ontology annotation, biological process: regulation of apoptotic process. Lineage: Eukaryota; Metazoa; Chordata; Actinopteri; Perciformes; Bathydraconidae. Gene Ontology annotation, molecular function: protein binding. The record is from RefSeq and is a predicted model, not a curated record.